CCCAAGUCUGUCUGUAUUCCCGACGUCAACUCAGGAGAAAAUUCUGGUAAAUCAUUAGUUAAUGUUUCCAAACAUGUGGAAGCUUAGAUCAGCUUUAGCUCAGAGUGCUCGCUGGCAUUCAGCUCAACUCCUGCACAAGGCCGGAGUACCAAGAGUGACGUGUAUCAGCUGUUUGCACAGAGAGCCUCUGAAUCCAGAAUGGAAUAAGCUUGCUGAGAAACAGUUGAAGGGAGCAGAUCCGACAGAGAAACUCACAUGGCAUUCACCAGAGGGUAUUUCUCUGAAGCCACUCUUCACUCAACAAGACACAGCAAAGCACCCUGAUGAGCUCCCAGGCAAAUACCCCUACACCAGAGGACCUUAUCCCACUAUGUAUGCACAGAGACCUUGGACAAUCAGACAGUAUGCAGGUUUCAGUACUGUGGAGGAAAGUAAUAGGUUUUACCGUGAGAACAUCAAGGCCGGUCAACAGGGACUCAGUGUAGCAUUUGACUUGGCAACACAUCGAGGGUAUGACUCGGACAAUCCCAGAGUGCAUGGUGAUGUGGGUAUGGCUGGUGUAGCCAUCGAUUCAGUGGAUGAUAUGAAGGUAUUGUUUGAUAGCAUCCCUCUUGACAAGAUGUCUGUUUCCAUGACAAUGAAUGGAGCUGUUCUCCCAAUUAUGGCCAUGUUCAUCGCUGCCGCAGAAGAACAAGGUGUAAGUCAAGAGCAGCUAACCGGUACGAUCCAGAAUGACAUCUUAAAGGAGUUCAUGGUCAGGAAUACGUACAUCUACCCUCCAGAGCCCUCUAUGAGAAUCAUAGGUGACAUCUUUGCCUACACCUCUCAGCACAUGCCGAAGUUUAACUCCAUCUCAAUUUCUGGCUAUCAUAUGCAAGAGGCUGGUGCUGAUACUAUCUUGGAGCUAGCCUUCACCAUAGCGGAUGGUCUGGAGUACUGCAGAACAGGCUUGAAAGCCGGUAUGGACAUUGACGAGUUUGCCCCUCGCCUCUCCUUCUUCUGGGGGAUCGGCAUGAACUUCUACUUUGAGAUCGCCAAGCUGAGAGCGGCGCGUCGUCUCUGGGCCCAUCUCAUGAAGGAGCACUUCAACCCCAAGAAACCCAACUCCAUGAUGCUCAGGUGUCAUUCACAAACCUCAGGAUGGUCUCUCACUGAACAGGAUCCAUACAACAACGUAAUCAGGACCACGAUAGAGGCGAUGGCGGCUGUGUUUGGAGGAACCCAGUCACUUCACACAAACUCUUACGAUGAGGCCCUAGGACUGCCCACCGUGACCAGCGCUCGUAUCGCCAGGAACACACAGAUCAUUCUCCAGGAGGAGAGUGGCAUCCCAAAGAUUGUGGAUCCAUGGGGAGGCUCUCACAUGAUGGAGAACCUGACAGAUGAAAUCUACGAGGCGGCCAACAAUAUCAUUGCUGAGAUUGAAGAGAUGGGAGGCAUGGCCAAGGCUGUCUCAGAUGGAUUCUGUAAGCUGAAGAUCGAGGAGUGUGCUGCCAAAAAACAGGCCAGGAUUGACUCUGGAAAGGAAGUAAUAGUUGGUGUGAACAAGUACAAGCUAGCCGUGGAGGAGCCAAUGGAGGUGCUUUCCAUUGAUAAUACUGAAGUGAGAGAGAAACAGAUCAACAAACUCAAGGAUAUCAAACAAUCGAGAAGUUCACAAGAGGCUGAAGCUGCAUUAAAUGCCAUCUCAGAAGCCAGCUCAGGAGAGAAGAAUCUCUUGGAAUGCGCUGUUCAGGCAGCAAGAGCGAGAUGUACGGUGGAGGAGAUCUCCAUGGCGAUGGAGAAAGUGUUUACCCGUCACGUUGCUAGCGACAGGAUGGUGAGCGGAGCUUACAAGUCAGAGUACGGAGAUGAUGAGGAGAUCCAAGCCUGCAUCAGUCGAGUUGAGGACUUUGAGAAGGCGGAAGGAAGAAGGCCUCGACUCCUGGUUGCUAAGAUGGGACAGGAUGGACACGAUAGGGGAGCCAAAGUGGUCGCCACAAGCUUUGCCGAUCUUGGAUUCGACGUCGAUAUCGGGCCACUCUUCCAGACUCCUAGUGAGGUUGCCCAGCAAGCGAUAGAUGCUGAUGUUCAUGCCGUAGGAGUGAGUACAUUAGCAGCAGGCCACAAGACACUGGUCCCUGAACUCAUCAAGGCAUUGAAGAACAUGGGUAGAGGUGACAUUGGAGUGAUUGUGGGUGGGGUCAUCCCACCUCAGGAUUAUGAUUUCCUCUUCAAUGAAGGAGUUAAGAGCAUCUUUGGACCAGGUACAAGGAUACCCGUAGCAGCCAUCAAGGUUGUGGAUGACAUCCAGGAGGAGCUAGGGAAGAGAGCACAUGCUAUGUGAGGCAAACCCCUCCUCUCUCUCUUUCUAGGAUGAUGGGCGUACAGUGGUCUCACAAGUGGAAGACUGUCGUUGAUCUCGCUCUGUAGUGACCAUCUUCAUCAAGAGAAACGCUUUAAAGCUUCCCCAUCCCCCUUCAGGGGCGAUAGAACUUCCAAUGGCAUGGUCUUACAAUCAAAAUUUUAAAAACCGUAAAUCUCGCUUUUUCAAGAAAACAUAUUCAAGAACAGCAACUUGGUUGGAGAGCCCAUGCCAUGUUGGCACCCACCCCCCCCCCUUCCCCAACAAAAAUAGAGAUCGAGAUCCAACUUCCUCUGUCUCACAAAUAAAAGCUUUCAUGGAUUUCAAUGUUUAAAGAGUAUGUCAUCUAGAACCAACUUCUUCCCAGAGCACAUACCAUGUGAGACUUCUUGUUUGAGUAACAGUAAUGGUGGGUUCUUAAAAAGCGCUCAUGUUUGUCGGACUUGACACGCCUGGCGCUCCACCAUUAUUACCGCGGCUUUAGCAUGGCUGCCAUUACUGCGCUCUAGCAUUUCAAAGAAUGAAUUCCUGCCAUGUACUCAUUUACAUCACCUGGGUCGUAGAUGUAACUUCAGUUGUCUCACAAGUAACAACCUUCAUGGAUAACACUUUUGAAAGAGCAUGAAGUCAACAGAACCAGCUUCAAUCGAGACCCCAAGCCAUGUGAAACUCUUCAUUUGAUGAAAAUGUAGCUUGCAUCGUCUCAUAAACAAAUGUUCUCAGGCAUAUCACUAAAAAAAAGACAAUAUCUUCAAGAGAACCAGAGCUGAGAAUGCUCUCCAGUAUUCUGUCAGAGUAAUCUAGAAGAAGAAAAAAAUUAAGGAGUAGCAAAUGGAAAUGAUAACAUUUUAUUUCCUCAAAUGUCCUGGGAACACCAUAUGUUGAAAUAUCCCAUUUUAGAAACUGCAUAGUUUGAUGAUGAUGAAUGGCUUGAAGUAGAUAAUAAAAAUUUCUAGAACUUAUAAAGUCCAUUAAAUUAGUCAUUUAGCAUUGCAGAAUUUGCUAAUGUUUUUGUGCAAUACUGUUUGAUUGUGAAAUGCAAAGAUUGUUUCUGAGAGCAACAUUGAACAUUUGUACUACUGUUGUGAUAUUACCUGUACAAGUACAAUCCACCCUCAUGGGACAUCGUAGCUAUCUGAAUAACUUUUGUUUUCUUUUUGUUAAUAUUACCUGUAUUUUAAAAAAUGCAUGAAACUUAAGAUAGUAAAAUUGCAGACUAUUGGGUCUUUAAUGCAGUAAAACCUGCUUUAGUGACAACCUGUAUAGAAAGACCACAUUUUUUGUUUACCUUGAAAAUUGGUUUGUCAUUGAAACAUGUACUGAAGGAACCUGUACAUCAAGACCAUCUGCCUCUUAAGACUACUUUUCUUGUGUCUUUUGAGCAGUCUUUAUAUACAGGUUCCACUGUAUUUGAAAUCGCACAAUACUACUGUAUCAUCAUUGAUAGAAGCAGGAGGUAAUUACUUUCAUAGCUAAAUCAAUAAUACUAAUUGAUGACUAGUCAUAAUUUUGUUAUUACCAUACAAGAUUAUGAUUAUUUUAGUAUGCUUGUGAUAAAUUCUUUCAAUCAGUAUUAUCGGAAAGACUUUAAAAACUCACCCACAGUAAAUUCCAAUUUCCUUUGCGCAUUACCUUUUGAAAUGGGAAAUCGAAGUAAUAUUCAAGUGACAUACUACAUAAUAAAAUGUGAUUUCUUUUCUAGGGUACUAAACUGCACUUGAGUAAAUUUCUUUAAUUCCAUUUUUAUCUUGUUAACCUUGCUGUGGGAUAAUUGUAACCAUUUAAUGGCUCUAUUGUGUUGGGGUUUGUGUAACGUUCAUUUUGCAUUUCAUAAGGUAAUGAUUGUGCUACUCGCAUCUACACAGAUUGUCCAUAUAUAUAUUGAUAUCUAUCAUUUGUAUUAAUGGUAUGUAUUUAUGCAUUUUUGUAUUCGUAUGACAUUCAAUGAUAUUUCGGUCCUAAUUGGUGAAUUUAUCAAAGAUAUAAGUCAAAUGUCAAUAUGAGAUGUGUUACAUGUGUACAGAAUUUUAAGGCACAAACUAUUGUUAUUCUAAAGCCUACAAUUAUUUGUUGGAAAAAGAAGACUAAGAAAUAAAUUAUAUCUUUUCAACAAAA
Strongylocentrotus purpuratus (purple sea urchin) is the source of this 4459-nucleotide messenger RNA. It is a transcript of the gene mmut, whose product is annotated as methylmalonyl-CoA mutase, mitochondrial. Lineage: Eukaryota; Metazoa; Echinodermata; Echinoidea; Camarodonta; Strongylocentrotidae. The transcript has 20 exons. Gene Ontology annotation, molecular function: metal ion binding; methylmalonyl-CoA mutase activity; cobalamin binding. Gene Ontology annotation, cellular component: mitochondrion. Bases 62 to 2326 code for a protein of 754 amino acids. The record is from RefSeq and is a predicted model, not a curated record.